Molecule: messenger RNA, 1146 nt
Organism: Aspergillus lentulus
Lineage: Eukaryota; Fungi; Ascomycota; Eurotiomycetes; Eurotiales; Aspergillaceae
Product: zinc-binding alcohol dehydrogenase family protein
Molecular function (GO): oxidoreductase activity, acting on NAD(P)H
Source: RefSeq, a predicted model, not a curated record
AUGCCUCCAAACAAUCAGGCUGCCUGGAUCCCCGCCAAAAAGACACGACCGUUCAAAGUUGGCGAUGCGCCCUACACGCCCCCAGGCCCCGGCCAGGUAGUGAUCAAGAACACCGCCGUGGCUAUCAACCCAUUCGACUGGGUGCUGCAGUUCAUUGGGCCGGCGAUCGCCGGCUACGUCAAAUACCCCUUCAUCUUUGGCACCGAUGUCGCCGGCGAGGUGGUCGAGGUCGCUCCCGACGUGGAUCGGUUCCGGGUAGGCGACCGAGUCUUCGGAAGUGCCACGGCCAUAGCCAAGGAAGUCAACCGCCCCGCCGAGGGAGGGUUCCAACUGUACACAGUGAUGCGACAGCAUAUGCUGGCGCCGACUCCAACCCACAUCACCGACGAACAGGCCUGCGUCUUGGGACUGGGUCUCGGGACAGCAGCAUGGGGUCUCUUCCACCCGGAUUACCUGGGCCUCGACAUGCCUCGGGUCCCGGCGCCCACGGACGUGGUGGGCAAGUCGGGCCUGCCGCGCACUGUUAUUAUCACUGGCGGCGCGUCAAGCGUGGGGAGCAACGCCGUGCAGCUAGCUGUGUCUGCUGGCUAUGGAGUCAUAUCUACCUCGUCCCCAAGGAACUUCGACUACGUGAAGAGUCUCGGUGCAAACCAUGUAUUCGAUUACAGGAGCAGAACACUGGUCAAGGACAUCCUGGCUGCUCUCCAGGGCUGUGAGCUGGUUGGUGCCUGCGCCAUUGGCCGUGGGGCCGUCGAGGCAUGCACCGCCGUGAUGAAGCAUCAUGAUGUCCGCCUCACGCGGAAGCGCAUCGCGUUGGCUGGCGCCAUAAUACCUCCUGAUAAGCUCACCACUUUUGUUGGCAAGGGCACAUACUUGAUGGGCAUGGUGGGCGGGAUGGUCAAGUCGACUGCGAGGCGCGCUCGGACCGGGGUCGAAGCCAAAUUUAUCCUCCUCGAUGGCCUGGUCGAUCCAAAUAGCGUCGUGGCUCGCAUUUAUACGGAGUUCCUGCCGCAGGCGCUUGAGCAGCGCCAGUUUGUGCCAGCACCUCCACCGCAUGUCGUAGGCAAGGGACUGAACAAGAUUCAAGAUGCUCUGGAUCUCCAGAGGAAGGGGGUCUCGGCGAAGAAGCUUGUCGUGACGUUGUAG